This is a messenger RNA of Penicillium taxi, 1836 nucleotides long. Its product is annotated as ENTH domain protein. Gene Ontology annotation, cellular component: clathrin-coated pit; clathrin-coated vesicle. The record is from RefSeq and is a predicted model, not a curated record. Gene Ontology annotation, molecular function: 1-phosphatidylinositol binding; SNARE binding; clathrin heavy chain binding. The coding region runs from base 1 to 1836 and encodes 611 amino acids. Gene Ontology annotation, biological process: vesicle budding from membrane; clathrin coat assembly; clathrin-dependent endocytosis. The transcript has 5 exons. Lineage: Eukaryota; Fungi; Ascomycota; Eurotiomycetes; Eurotiales; Aspergillaceae.
AUGCCCGGCUUUGAGAAGUCGGUAAAAGGGGCCACCAAGCUAAAGCUCGCGGCCCCUAAAUCCAAAUAUGUCGAGACUAUCCUCAUGGCGACCCACACCGGCGAGGCUGGAGUCGCAGAAGUAUUCCGAACACUCCAACACAGACUGCGCGAUUCAGCAUGGACCAUAGUAUUCAAGGCACUUAUCAUCGUUCACCUCAUGAUCCGAGAAGGCCAACAAGAUGCCGCACUUGCGUACCUAUCCGAUCACCCGAAACACAUCGCGCCUAGCAAUUUCUCUGAAGCGCAAUCACAAGGACAUAAUAUCCGACGGUACGCCGACUAUCUUAUUGCCCGCGCAAGAGCAUUUGAUGCGACAAAGACAGAUUACGUGCGAAGCGGACCUGGGCGCCUGAAGCGACUAAGUGUGGAGAAGGGUCUUUUGAGAGAAACUGAAUUUGUACAGAAGCAGAUUCGUGCAUUGCUUCGAUGUGAUCUGUUAACGGAUGAGCCCGAGAACGAGAUCAGUCUGACCGCAUUUCGGCUUCUAACACUAGACCUGCUUACUCUGUAUUCAGUGAUGAAUGAGGGUACAAUCAAUGUCUUGGAGCACUAUUUUGAAAUGUCAAGGCCGGAUAGUGAACGUGCCUUGGCAAUCUAUAAGACUUUCACGAAACAGACGGAGGAAGUCGUGCAGUUCCUUGGAGUUGCGAGACACUUCCAGUCCGCCACUCGGUUGGAAAUUCCGAAACUCAAGCACGCUUCCACUGACCUUGCACGUCUUCUUGAAGAUGAUCUAAACGAUCCCGAUUUUGAUCUUCGUCGACGAGAAUAUCUAGUCCAGAAAGGCGUCAAACCCCCUGGACAAGCUCCAUCCGCUGCAACUACUAGCAACCAACCGCCUAGCCAGCCGCCUAACCAACCGCAGGCUUCUGCUUCACAGGCUUUCCCAAGCCUGGCCAAGGAACAGCCUAAGGGACCAGCCCCGGACUUGAUUGAUUUCUUUGAUUCAAUUGAACAGAACCAGCAGCCUAUGGCCCAGCAACAAUACCAACAAACCGGCUACCAGCAACCUCAGCAAGCGUUUUACCCCCAGCAGACCGGUUUCCCGCAACAGCAACAGCAGCAGCAGCCCCAGAUGACAGGAUAUGACAUACAGAAUCCCUAUGGAAACGCCCCACAGCAAAACAACGGAAAUCCAUUUGGACAGCUGCAAUCACAGCAGCAAGUACAACAGACGCAGCAGGUACAGCCGCAGCUACAGCCUCUCCAGGCUACUCCAACGGGUGCUGGCUUUGGUGGAUAUACACCACAACCGCAGUCAUAUUACCAAUCGCAGCUGGGAGCAAUCCCACAGAACGGAGUCACCUCGUUCCCUCAGCAACAGCAACAGCCACAGCAACAGCCGCAGCAGUUACAACAGCAACCGACAGGCUCGAACCCUUUCCGUCAGUCUACAAUGUUCAGCCAGGCGACUGGCAGUGCACCAGCAGCUGCUCUGAAACGGCAGGACACGAAUCCAUUUGCCAAGCGCCUUUCCAUGGCACCCCAGUCCAACUAUGGUGCUCCUGAGCCAAUGCCUCAAGUCCCACAGAUGCCUCAAGUGCAGCAGGCGCCGCAACCACUUCAACAACAGCGUACAGGAACCAAUCCCUUUGCUCGGAACUCUGUCGCUCCUACGAACGCCGGCUUAGCUCCACUCCAACCCAAUCCUACUGGAAGUACCAAUCCUUUCCGACAGAGCCAGUUCAUCAACCAGCAAACUGGCCAAGGUUGGCAGAAUACACAAAAUGGAACGAUGGGUGGGUUAGAACAGCUGCCUACCGUCCCAGUAUUCCCGCGUCCCGGGAUGGCCUAG